Molecule: messenger RNA, 438 nt
Organism: Ornithorhynchus anatinus (platypus)
Lineage: Eukaryota; Metazoa; Chordata; Mammalia; Monotremata; Ornithorhynchidae
Product: equatorin-like
Exons: 3
Coding region: 1-423 (140 amino acids)
Biological process (GO): endocytosis; acrosomal vesicle exocytosis; fusion of sperm to egg plasma membrane involved in single fertilization
Cellular component (GO): plasma membrane
Source: RefSeq, a predicted model, not a curated record
AUGCCAAUUGUAUCUAUUUUAACAGAUCUGAAAGAAAGUUCCAAAGAGCUAGAGGAACGCAUAUCAGAAGGGAAGAUUUCCCACAGAAGUGCGGUGUACAGAGCAAGACCAUCCUCUGAUUUGCAUAGUGAAAUCGACAGUGCAACAGCUAAGCAAGAGGACUACAAGCUAAAACUCCUGCUAAUUUUGACUUUGAUGAUUUUCAUGUUUUUCCUAUUCCUGGCAAGUGUCUGCCUUGGUCUGUUCUGUAGACUGAAGAAAAUGGCGGUUCCUAAUGAUACCAGUGACCAGUUGCAAGGCGUUAGACCAGAUCUGGCCCACCUAUCUUAUUUCAAACCACUGAAAGGUGUAUCUGACACAUCCUUCUCCCGAACAAAUAGCUCAGAGUGGAGUGAUCCAUCUGUGCUGAUGCUGCAGAAAUAAACUACUCCAAUCAAA